Molecule: messenger RNA, 3239 nt
Organism: Nerophis ophidion (straightnose pipefish)
Lineage: Eukaryota; Metazoa; Chordata; Actinopteri; Syngnathiformes; Syngnathidae
Gene: ttc4
Product: tetratricopeptide repeat domain 4
Exons: 10
Coding region: 235-1410 (391 amino acids)
Molecular function (GO): Hsp90 protein binding
Source: RefSeq, a predicted model, not a curated record
AGGGAACAGACUCCUACUCUACCGUGUUUCCACACGGAUUAUUUGCUACGUCGUGCCACAUUUACACGUGCAGUUAUUUUUUGUUGUUUAUUGAAAUUUGGUCAGGUAUCAGUCGCAGUUUUAACAACGAAAUAAUCUUACGGCAUACGUCUGGCAUUGUUAUUACGGAUAUCAUAUGUCUAUGUUAAGAAUAAAUACUGACAGUGGUUGUUGAUUUGACACAUUUGAGCACUCAUGGCGUCCUCAGCUCUCCAGAAUGACUCCGACGACGAGGACUUCGGAGAAGCCUUCAAGCGCUACAAAUACAAAAAUGCCUUCAAGGAGGACGAAUGGGAACAGGAGUUUGACAAAAUUCCCAUGUUCAUGAAAACAGCCCCAGAAGAGAUUGACCCCAAAGAAUAUCCAGAGUUAGCUUGCCUCCAGGCUAUUAUCCACGAUGAAGACAGAAGUCCAGAAGAACAAGCGAAGAGUUUAAAGGAUGAAGGAAAUGCUUUUUUCAAAGAGAAGAACUACCUAAAGGCUAUUGUGGCAUACACGGCUGCUUUAAAGAGGAAUUGUGGUGACCAAGAGCUAGAUACGGUUCUUCUCACCAACCGAGCGGCAGCACACUUUCAUAUCGGCAACAUGCGCUCUGCACUGAAUGACGCUACAGCUGCAAAGAAGAUCAAGCCAAAGCAUCUUAAGGCCUUGAUUAGAGGUGCUCAGUGUUGCAUUGAACUGCAUAACUUUGUGGCAGCCAUUCAGUGGUGUGAAGAUGGGCUUAAUGCUCAUCCUUCGGACAAGAAGUUGCAGGAGCUGAGAGCUGCAGCAGACAAACAAAAGAGAGCAGCAGAUAGAGAUUCCAGAAAGGCGAUGGUCAAAGAAAAGAAGUUACAUAAUGAGAAAGAGGCUCUCAUGGCUGCUAUAAAGGAACGGGGCAUCAAACUCCGACAAUCUGCAAAGCCUCGUCAGUCUGGUUCGGAUGAAGACAAGGAAACUUCAGACACGUUAGCCAACUUGAGUCUGGACGGUCUCAACUCACAUGAGGCAACAGGGGCUCAAGUCUUCCUGGACGAGCACGGCUCCCUGCACUGGCCUGUACUGUUUCUUUAUCCUGAACAUCAGCAGAGUGAUUUCAUCUCGGCUUUCAGUGAAAGCAGCAGUUUUUCAGAGCACUUUGCUGUCAUGUUUGGGGAAGAACUUCCACCUUGGGAUGUUGACAGAAAAUAUCACCUGCAGAAUUUGCAGGUGUUCUUUGAGGAUGAGGAGACAGAGGUGCUCUACAAACUUAACCCAGACACAACACUUUUGUGUGUGUUACAACAUAAAAGGUUUUUUGUCAAGGCGGGCACACCCAACUUCAUCAUUUUGGUGAAUGGCUCAUCAUUCCGCAAGCAAUAUUUAACAGGGAGGAAAAUACGCACUUUGUGAAUUUAACCAUAUGAUGAACAUUUUUAAUCAGACCAGUCACAGUUUUUAAAUUAAUUAUGAAUCAUGAUUGUUCAUUCAUCAUCAUAUUCAUUUGCAUUUGUUUUUUAACAGCUCCAAAAUAACACAGCUCAAACAUACUACUCACCAUAAUAUACAUUUUGGACUUAAAGUCUUGUUUUCCGUUUUGUUUAAUGUCCUUUCAUGCUUUUAUUUUGUAUUGACCAUUUUCUCUUUUAGACCAUUGGCAGCAAAUUUGCUCUGCACUGGUGAUGACACAGCUGCAUGGAAUUAGUCAUCAACGCUAUUUAAAUUGAGCUGAGGCGUUUCCUAAUUACUAGGAAUGUGUACCGAAAAGUAGGUUGGGAAAUGGCAUCGGUGGCAGCGUGCACACACGGUAGUAACAGGACUGAAAAAUGAAAUAACUAUCGAUGCUAAAACCAAGACACAAAGUCUGAUGCUUUUUUUAAAUGUUACUGUCCCUCUUAACAACAGCGGUCAUCAGAUCCACCACCGCACAUCACAUUACACCACACCGCUCAUCACAACAACACAUUUCCUUAUACACCAAUCACGGUUUAGGUGAACAAGUUGAAUUACAAACAUCGUAAUUGUUGACUUCAACAUCUUUAACAAGUGUGAUGAGGGUUUAGUUAGACAAUGAUGAGCAGACUCAAUGUGACGAAAAGACGGCAGGCAGGAAGUCGACCGUUUUAUCUGAACAUAGCCUCGUCUCUCUUCAAAACAUAAAGAGCUCUAUAGACCCCACAGCACACUCCCGGCCUUCAUAAUAAAAUCCUGUCUGACAAAAGGGAUUCGGUGGAAAUAGCUUACAUAAGAAUUUUUUUGCACAUUCACUGUGAUAAUCAUUACAAUAUGUGGCGUUUUGUAUUCUAUUUGUUGAAUUUAUUAACAUUAUUUAAGUAUUAAAAUUACAAUUCAUUUUCAACAUGCGUUACCACAAAAUAUUUUAAAAUAAAAACCCGUGAUUACAUUUGUUUUUGGUAUCAGUUCUGGCUUCGUUUCUGAAGUACCGAUUUGGUUCUAAUAUCUGUAUUAAUGUAAAGGAUACCCAUCCGUACUGAUCGCUGGAUAGUUAUGUGUCUUUGCUCUGCUAUGUAAACCAUGUUGACUUUUCUGUUCUCGAUUGUUUUACCGUAACUUUUGGUGGAUGCCUCCUGUUUCAUCCUCCUAUUUUUUUUCUCGGUUGACACCUCAUUAUGCACCUUAAUUUAAGUUUCCACUGGGCGUUAAUUGUGCUUUCAUGUUUUUGUUAAUGCAUUUAUGUUUGUAGUGAGCUUGCUUUUAGAUUUUGUAAAGAUUCUUUGACUGCACCUGCAAAAAUGUAAUCGCAGUCUGGCGCAAUGCCCGGAAAUAGCACGCUAACGUGAUACCUUUUGUUUUGGUGAAACUGAAAGUCUUUGCAAAUCAGUUUUUGUUUGACUGAUUUGUCAUUGUUCUGUUUGUAAUGAAAAUCAUCUAUAUCCUUUGUACCUGUAUGCAAUACUUUGGCCAAUCAUAACAGGUGUGGUGUGGCGUGUCAUAAUGUGCAUGCGAUAAAAUGUCCAAAAAUAUAAUGUUUAAAUUUACAGCUUUUUUUUUUUUGAUAGUCUUCAUUUUUUAGAAACAUUUGAAUAACCUAAAAAACAGUAGUCUAGUCUAGACUAGUCAGGGUCUCAGCAGCAAGUCCAAGCUUAAGACAUUUUAAGACUUAACACCAAAAUGAACAACAUUUAAGAACCUUUUUAGAUUCAUACUGGCUACAAUGUACAAGAACAGGAAGGAAAAAAGUGUAUUUCCGAUACAACAAGAGGAAUAAAUGCAAAUUCUAA